AUGGGCAUGUUGGGUCUUCGUGAUGUGUUUGUCGUUGCUCCUUCCAGUCAUCAUAAUCUUGCUGAUCAUCAUACCCAUCCACAUUCCAUAAACGCAUCUGUCGUGAACGCCACCGCCGCAACGGCACUCGGCGUCGGCGUCGGCGUCAUCCCUCUUCUAAGCGCCUCUCCUUGUCUCAACGUGGAAGAAGAUAUGUUAAAUAAUCGUGGCGGUGGUAGGAGUAGCAAUACCAAUAAUAACAGUAAUUUCAGCAUUCAGUUCUGGCAGCAGCACCCACAAACACAACCACAUAAUUAUUUGAACAAACCAAUCAUUUCCGAUCAUGGGUUUCUCCAAGGCAGCGUCGGUGGUGUUGGUGGGUCGACGUCAACUUCAGGAUCCACCAUGACUUGUCAAGACUGCGGCAACCAGGCCAAGAAAGACUGCAGCCACCGGCGGUGCAGGACUUGCUGCAAAAGUAGAGGAUUUGAUUGCGCCACCCACGUUAAGAGCACCUGGGUACCCGCCGCUCGCCGCCGUGAACGUCAACUCAUGACAUCUACCGGCACCGCCACUGUUUCCUCCGCCUCAACUUCUGGUCCCAAGAAACCUCGCCUCACUUCCCAUACAACCACCACCUCACAUACUUCUACCUCCAACACCACACCUCCUCGAAGUUUCGACACUAGUUCCAGUCAUCGUCAAGAUGCAAAUUUCAAGGAAUCGUUGCCAGGACAAGUACGUGCUCCGGCGGUGUUCAAAUGCGUGAGGGUGACGGCGGUGGAAGACGGAGACGACGAAUAUGCAUACCAAGCGAGUGCCACAAUUGGUGGACAUGUCUUCAAAGGCUUCCUAUAUGAUCAAGGAAUCGAAACGAGAGAUCACACCAACUUCCCCAAUUUCUCGGAGUUGCAUCUUGGAGGUGGAGGUGGAGGUGGAGGUGGCGGUGGCGGUGCAGGGAGGAAUGUAGGUGGUUCUUCAUCUUCCCCACUGCUCGACCCAUCUGAAGUUUAUGGAUCAUCCGGUGGUGGAAUGCUUGCAGGAUCAACUUAUGGUAACCCAAUAAAUUGAUAGCUGGUUAUUUAUUUUGCAAUAGAUGUCUAAUUAAAAAAAAAUCCAAGAUUUCAUGAAACCUGAUUGGCUACGUGGCAAUAUAUUGUUGUCCAAUCAAAUUGGCAUUAGGGUUUAUCUGGUGGUCUCUCUAGGUGUUGCCCUAAUCAACAAUUCUUUCAUGUCAUAUAACCUUGCUUCAAAAAUGCAAUAAUUUUUAUUUUCGAUU
This is a messenger RNA of Cynara cardunculus var. scolymus (artichoke), 1258 nucleotides long. RefSeq names its product protein LATERAL ROOT PRIMORDIUM 1. Gene Ontology annotation, cellular component: nucleus. The transcript is spliced from 2 exons. Gene Ontology annotation, molecular function: DNA-binding transcription factor activity; DNA binding. The record is from RefSeq and is a predicted model, not a curated record. Gene Ontology annotation, biological process: positive regulation of DNA-templated transcription. The coding region runs from base 1 to 1050 and encodes 349 amino acids. Lineage: Eukaryota; Viridiplantae; Streptophyta; Magnoliopsida; Asterales; Asteraceae.